GACGUGAACAUCUUGCGGGCGUCCUGUUCUUUAGCAUUCGCGUGUGUAUCAUGAUCGGCCUCUGUUUUCAGCCCUUAUGUUCGCGGUAGCUUGUUUCUCGUCGGUGUAUCUUGCAACAGCGGAACGCCUAGGAGAAGGGGAAGGUUCUCUGGGCGGAAGUCCGCAGGCCCUGCCCAAGUGCCCAUCACUUCCAGUCAUCCCUGCUUACUUCGCACGCCCAACGUUCUGAGCUGCGUCAAGACCUCUGAAGCCAGAAAGGGAUGUUAUCACGUAUGCCGUACCGGAUCCAGCAGGCAACCUAAGAGUGUCCUCCACUGUAAGGCAAUGCGUACUCCAAGCCGUUAUGUGGUCAUCCGGGUCCGGGACAGCGCCCUCGUGUGCUCUCUCUCCCAGCGUCGCAUGCAGACACAUGUGUAAAAUGUGCUCCGUCUUCUGUGGCUGUUCGAGGAAAUGUUUUAACUUCCCCAAAGUAGGGAGCCUGUUAUUAUGACGGUCCACAAAUCUUAGUGAGUGCAUGCUGGCAGGAAACUGCCUCGAUCUGCCAGUUGUCCGAAUCAACACCCCGCACACAGAGGGGGGGGGGCGGAGUGGGGGGGCAACGUCAUGCCUCGUAACGCUUACCGCUUCUUAAGCCGGAAUUGAAACCCCUAUUCUAGUGAAUGUCACACGUCUAUUAGUGUCGCGCUCGUGAUUGGUUUAAGCUGGAUAAAGAAGAGUCAACGGUGAAGUGACGGUUGUGUUACGCCGAAGGGCAUGGUUCCUUCGUUUCACCAAACCUGCGAGUACUCGCCUCCAAUAGGUUUGGUUCCCUCCUACUCGCCAUUAAUAUUAUUGUGCAACACCUCCUGAAAAGGUCACUGAGUUUUGUGAAAAGUGAGCGCAUUGGUUUCACAGACGGCGGCUUUUUCUGGGAUGAUGGAGCAGAGCGACGGAGCCAGCGCCUGGAUGGAGGAAAUCACCUUGCGUACACAUCGGUGCGGCUAGCUACGCUCGCGCGUCUUGUUAACAUGUUUCUCUUCCAGUUUUUUGCGCGCCUUAUCGUAAUUACAACUUACCAGUGAACAAACAGUGGGCACAUGAGCCUCGUGAUUCGCAGGUCAAGCCAGUUCACCCGUGAGUCACAGGCAUGCACUGCGUCAAUCAUAGCUGGGCAAUCCGACAGCUGAACGUGUUCAUAAUUUUGAGCGGAUUGUUCUUGGUUGGGUCAUGCUCACAUGGAUAUUCUGAACUCUUAUUUUACGAAACUGUGCUGUUCUGCUUCACUUGUUUUCGUCGGCAUUGGCUUCCUCGAAAAGCCAUUGUUCCGAAACGUGUUUGAGUGGCAUCUGGAUUAAGCUUUGUGAACCCUGCUCAUCAUUGUCGCCUUGCCGAAGACAGAGUCACUUUCUUCGUGUUUCGAGUUUAGAUUACUGAGCAAGAUGCAAGUCACCACAUUUCUCCAGACUGUCAUAUUCCUCCCUGUGGGAAGUUUUCUUCUUCUCACAUCUCUUCUCGGCGUUAGGAUUCUCAAUUCGCUAACGAGCCGCAUAUGCCGGCAGACGAUAUCGUUAGGCUACAUAAAUCUCCGGCUUGUAUCUCUCAUUCUUCUGAUUAGUGUGUCCUUCUUCGCUCGAGAGCAGGCGGUUCUAACGCGUAUAUAUACGUCACCGGCCUAUGCACAGUACUGCGGAACAGCCGAACCAGGCAAUCCAUUCCCCCCUGAUUCAAGGAAAGAUCCAGUUACUGCCGCGGCGUCAGCGGCUGCUGCCCAAGCAGCGGCUGCUGCUCUUUCCGGCGGAGAAGCAGGUCUGCAGUGUAUGGCGUACAAACUCCGCCAUGAGAGGAAUUGGUGGUUAUCUCUUCUAAGUCUAACUGUUUGGCUUCUUCUGUGGAGAGUGACUGCUAUGGUAGCACAUUAUGAUACACAGCUGUUGACGCUCGAAGAUGAGAGAGUGCAUGAGCUGUCAGUCCUGGAAAGCACGAAAGGCGGGGGGCUGAAUAAGGGCGGCGUGUCAUCAGAUCGGGGCGCUCAGGGCGAGAACAAAUCGUAGGAAGAGAAGUUCUUCCUUUCAAGACGUGAAUGUCGGCAUCAAGCAGAACCUUUUCCCAACACUUCGUAGAAUAGCUGCAAGCACUCGAGCCACGGACAGCAGAGAACUGACAUGGUGUUGAUUUUUGAAAACGGAGGGACAUGCGUUACAGGGAAAGACCUGGAAAGGGAGCGGAACCUCGUCGACGAGAAAGUGUAGAGCAGGAAUGGUGGUGCAAGCUCAAGCAGUGUCCGUUUUUGGGAACGUUAUGAAAGCGCUCAAAGCAAACCCGAAGAAGACAGAGGAAACACGGUUAUGUCGGACACUGUAAGAAUGCGUGCAGGCCAGUGGUCUAGUAACAGGUGGUUAUGCAAGCCUCGCACGACAGGAAUAAGCGCGGUUUUCCGAAGAAUAUGUAACGUGACUUUUUCCUAUAUUGCUACGCGUGGGAAAGACGUGUUAAUAGUCAAAGUAUCGUGCGGAUACUUGCGAUUUGCGGGUGAACUGAGUUCGUGAGUAGAUAUUUCCCGUGUAGCCGGGAGCCUCGUGUUGGUGCUGCUGCCCUCCCCACAUUUUCUUGCCACUUCGGAAGCAGCGCGAGGGACAUGAGGACCCAAGAACUGUGAAGAAGCGACCCGGUUGUGUGAUUGCAAUGCGCACCCGUCGGCUGAUUCCUUGCGUCAAUUGCCAAUGUUUACUCACC
This is a messenger RNA of Toxoplasma gondii ME49, 2712 nucleotides long. RefSeq lists its product as hypothetical. The record is from RefSeq and is a predicted model, not a curated record. The transcript has a single exon. The coding region runs from base 1419 to 2030 and encodes 203 amino acids. NCBI's taxonomy places the organism in Eukaryota, Apicomplexa, Conoidasida, Eucoccidiorida, Sarcocystidae.